AUGAUAAAAGUGUUUAGCAUGACCUUUGUGGGCAACGCCAAUGCGGACAGCGUGGUGCACCACAAGCUCCCGCACUCCGUGAGAGCCCGCUUCAUCCGCUUCGUGCCCUGGCAGUGGAAUCCCAGCGGGAAGAUCGGCCUGAGAGUUGAGGUCUACGGAUGUGCCUACAAGUCUGAUGUGGCCGACUUUGACGGCCGGAGCUCACUGCUUUACCGGUUCAGUCAGAAGCUGAUGAGCACUCUCAAAGACGUCAUCUCCCUCAAGUUCAAGAGCCUGCAAGGGGAUGGGGUCCUGUUCCACGGAGAGGGUCAGCGCGGAGACCACAUCACCUUGGAGCUGCAGAAAGGAAGGCUGUCUCUGCAUCUCAACUUGGAUGACAGCAAGGUCCGGCUCAGCAACAGUCUGCCCUCAGUCACCCUGGGCAGCUUCCUCGACGACCAGCACUGGCACUCGGUCCUGAUUGAGCGGGUGGGCAAGCAGGUCAACUUCACCGUGGACAAGUACACUCAGCACUUCCGGUCCGAGGGUGCAGCGGAUGCCCUGGACAUUGACUACGAGCUUAGUUUUGGAGGCAUUCCAGUACCAGGCAAACCUGGGACCUUUCUGAAGAAAAAUUUCCAUGGAUGCAUUGAAAACCUCUACUACAAUGGCGUAAACAUAAUUGACCUGGCGAAGAGGCGGAAGCAUCAGAUCUCGACUGUGGGCAAUGUCACUUUUUCCUGCUCUGAACCACCCAUCGUUCCCAUCACAUUUGUCAACUCCAGCGGCAGUUACUUGCUGCUCCCCGGCACCCCGCGAAUCGACGGGCUCUCCGUGAGCUUCCAGUUCCGGACGUGGAAUGAGGACGGGGUGCUUCUGUCCACGGAGCUGUCGGAGGGCUCGGGGACCCUGCUGCUGAGCCUGGAGGGUGGAGUCCUGAGGCUUCUCAUCCAGAAGAUGAGUGAACGCAUCACAGAAAUCCUCACAGGCAGCAACUUGAACGAUGGCCUGUGGCAUGCGGUCAGCAUCAGCGCCAGAAGGAACCGCAUCACUCUCACCCUGGAUGAUGACGCAGCAUCCCCAGCUCAAGACACUGCCCGGGUGCAGAUUUAUUCUGGAAGCAGUUACUACUUCGGAGGGUGCCCUGACCAUCUCACCGAGUCCCAAUGUCUCAGUCCCGUUCAGGCUUUCCAAGGCUGCAUGAGGCUCAUCUUCAUUGAUAACCAGCCCAAGGACCUCAUUUCAGUUCAGCAAGGUUCCCUGGGGAAUUUUAGUGGUUUACACAUUGAUCUGUGUAGCAUCAAAGACAGGUGUUUGCCAAACUACUGUGAACAUGGAGGAAGCUGCUCCCAGUCCUGGUCCUCCUUCCACUGCAACUGCAGCGACACAGGCUACACCGGUGCCACCUGCCACAACUCCAUCUACGAGCAGUCCUGCGAGGUGUACAGGCAUCAAGGGAACACAGCCGGCUUCUUCUACAUCGAUGCAGAUGGCAGCGGGCCCCUGGCACCUCUCCAGGUGUACUGCAAUAUCACGGAGGACAAGAUCUGGACGUCCGUGCAACACAACCAUACGGAGCUGACACGUGUGGAGAGGACAAGUCCUGAGAAGUCCCACACCAUAGCCUUGGACUAUGGCGGCAGCAUGGAGCAGCUGGAGGCCCUGAUCGACGGCUCAGAGCACUGCGAGCAGGAGGUGUCUUAUCACUGCAGGAGGUCUCGCCUGGUCAACACAGCAGACAGAACACCAUACAUCUGGUCCAUCGGACGGUCCAAGGAGCGGUACCCGUACUGGGGAGGUUCCCCUCCUGGGUUCCAGCAGUGUGAAUGUGGCCUGGACAAGAGUUGCCUGGACUUUCCAGACAUUUGCAACUGUGGCACAGACAAGGAUGAGUGGACAAAUUAUACUGGCUUCCUCUCCUUCAAAGACCACUUGCCUGUCACUCAGAUCGUCAUCACUGAUGCCAACAGAUCCAACUCAGAAGCUGCUUGGAGAAUCGGGCCCUUGCGUUGCUAUGGUGACCGACACUUCUGGAAUGCCGUCACAUUUGACAAAGAAGCCUCGUACCUCCACUUUCCUAUUUCCCAUGCGGAAUUCAGUAUGGAUCUGUCCUUCUUUUUUAAAACCACGGCUUUAUCUGGUGUUUUCCUGGAAAAUCUCGGCAUGAAAGACUUCAUUCGACUUGAAAUAAGUUCUCCUUCUGAGGUCACCUUUGCCGUGGAUGUCGGAAAUGGCCCAGUGGAGCUCAUCGUCCAGUCUCCGUCUCCUCUGAAUGACAACCAGUGGCACCACGUCCGGGCUGAGAGGAACCUCAAGGAGACCUCACUGCAGGUGGACAACCUCCCCAGGAGCACCAGAGAGACCACGGAGCAGGGCCAUCUCAGACUGCAGCUCAACAGCCAGUUGCUUGUAGGAGGAACAUCAUCAAGACAGAAGGGCUUCCUAGGAUGUAUCCGUUCCUUACACUGGAAUGGGCAGAAACUGAAUCUUGAAGAGAGAGCUAAGACCACUUCUGGAGUCAGGCCCGGCUGCCCUGGCCACUGUAGCAGCUAUGGGAGCAUCUGUCACAAUGGGGGCAGGUGUGUGGAGAAACACAAUGGCUACCUGUGUGACUGCACCAACUCACCGUAUGAAGGACCUUUUUGCAAAAAAGAGGUUUCUGCUGUUUUUGAGGCUGGGACAUCAGUUACUUACACAUUUCAAGAACCCUAUCCUGUAACCAAGGACCUCAGUCUGUCAUCUUCAGCUAUUUACGCAGGUGCAACGCCAUCCAAGGAGAACAUUGCACUGAGCUUCAUGACCGGUUGGGUACCCAGCCUCUUGCUCUUCAUUAAUUAUUCUUCUCAGGACUUCCUGGCUGUUCUACUCUGCAAGAAUGGAAGCUUGCAGGUUCGCUAUCAGUUGAGCAAGGAAGACACCCACGUAUUCACCAUUGACGUAGAGAAUUUUGCUAACAGAAGGCUGCAUCACUUGAAGAUAAACCGAGAGGGGAGAGAGCUUACCAUGCAGGUAGACCAGCAACUCCGGCUCAGCUAUAACUUCUCUCCAGAAGCUGAACUCGGGACUGCAAGGUCCUUGACCCUGGGCAAAGUCACAGAGAGCCCUGGCUUGGACUCUGAAGUUGCUAAGGCCAACACUUUGGGUUUCCUCGGAUGCCUGUCUUCAGUCCAGUAUAACCACAUAGCACCGUUGAAGGCAGCCCUGCAUCACGCCGCCACUGCUCCUGUGACAGUCCAGGGGACCUUGGCAGAAGCCAGCUGUGGCUCCCUGGUGGAUUCCAAUGUCAACACAGUGACCACUGAGCAUUCUUCAUCAGAUCCCUUUGGGAAGGCAGAUGAGCGAGAACCACUCACCAAUGAAGUUCAAAGUGAUUCAGCAAUAAUUGGAGGGGUCAUAGCACUGGUGAUCUUCGUCAUCGUUUGCAGCAUUGGCAUCAUGAGCCGCUUCCUGUACCACAAGCAGUCCCAUCGCACAAGCCAGAUGAAGAAGGAAUACCCUGAAAAUUUGGACAGCGCCUUCAGAAAUGAGAUUGACAUGCGUAACACAGUGAAUGAGUGUAAACAGGAGUAUUUCAUCUGAAAGUCU
This is a messenger RNA of Ochotona princeps (American pika), 3564 nucleotides long. RefSeq names its product contactin-associated protein-like 5. NCBI's taxonomy places the organism in Eukaryota, Metazoa, Chordata, Mammalia, Lagomorpha, Ochotonidae. Gene Ontology annotation, molecular function: calcium ion binding. The transcript is spliced from 22 exons. The record is from RefSeq and is a predicted model, not a curated record. Bases 1 to 3558 code for a protein of 1185 amino acids.